This is a messenger RNA of Diaporthe amygdali, 2448 nucleotides long. RefSeq lists its product as uncharacterized. Gene Ontology annotation, cellular component: nucleus; preribosome, small subunit precursor. The record is from RefSeq and is a predicted model, not a curated record. The coding region runs from base 1 to 2448 and encodes 815 amino acids. The transcript is spliced from 2 exons. Gene Ontology annotation, molecular function: U3 snoRNA binding; GTP binding; GTPase activity. Lineage: Eukaryota; Fungi; Ascomycota; Sordariomycetes; Diaporthales; Diaporthaceae. Gene Ontology annotation, biological process: maturation of SSU-rRNA from tricistronic rRNA transcript (SSU-rRNA, 5.8S rRNA, LSU-rRNA); endonucleolytic cleavage of tricistronic rRNA transcript (SSU-rRNA, 5.8S rRNA, LSU-rRNA); ribosome biogenesis.
AUGCCGUCCGCUGUCGCGAGCCACUCGCACCGGGCGACGACCAAGGUCAAUAACAAGGCCUUCAAGUCCCGGAAGGCAACCAAGGGGGCUAUGAGAGAUCAGUUGAAGGGCAAAGUACCAAACGAGCGCAGAAAGACACCUCACCAGCAAGUCAUGUCCAAACUCGACCGACGAAACCAGGCCAAGCAGAAGCAGGCCCAGAAGCACAAAGCUCACCAGCAGGAGACCGUGGUCUUCGCUGGCAAGGACGGGGCUCCCCGAAAUGUCGCUGUCAUUCCUCUCUGCCCAGACGGCGAUUCCACUGCUGCCGUCCGGGCCUUGAAUCAGAGUCUCGACAUCGACCAGGAAAUCACAACUGGCACCGCUCGAGUGCCUGUCGAUAGAUUCAAGCAAAAGCUGCAAUACGUCGCCCUGCCGCGGGAUCUCACAGCCUGCUUGGAUGCCGCCAGGGUCGCUGACUUCGUGGUGCUCGUUCUGUCCGCAGAUGUCGAUGUAGACGACCUCGGCGAGCUCAUCCUUCGGAGCGUUGAGAGCCAAGGUCUGUCAACUUUGUUUACCGUCGUCCAGGGCCUGAAUAAGACGGAGACUGCAAAACAAAAGAACUUGGUUCUCGAUUCUCUGCGGUCAUACAUCACACAUUUCCACCCGGAGCAGCACAAGAUUUACAACCUCGACAACAGGCAGGAAUGCUCAAAUUUGAUGAGAUCCCUCUGCAAUUCGACACCGAAGGGUAUCAAAUGGCGGGAUGAGCGAAGUUGGAUGCUGGUGGAGGAUGUCAAGUUUGCAGACUCGGAAGAGACCUCGACCAUUGUCACAGGUGUUGUGAGGGGCAGAGGGCUACAGGCAGACCGACUUGUGCAAGUGGGCGACUGGGGAUCGUUCAAGAUCGAGAAGAUCACCGCUGCACCGCUGUCAAAGAGAGGCAAGAAGUCGGACGAGGGCAUGAAUGUGGACGACCAUACAGAGGAACCGCUCGCCGUUCCUACCGAAGACCAAGACGACCUGAAUGACCUGGCACCAGAGGUUGCGACCAUGCGUGAUGCAGAUGAUGAUAUUGACUUGGAUGAUGCCACGUCCGUGGCGCCGUCAACGAAGAAGGGAGUGUUGCUGGACGACCAUCACUACUUUUCUGAAGACGAGGACAACCUUCAAGUAGAACAGUUGAGGGUACCUAAGGGCACCUCAAAAUACCAGUCGGCUUGGUAUCUGGAGGACAAUGCGUCUGACGACGGCUCUGACAUGACCGACAUGGACAUGGCCGAGGAUGAAGCAUCUGAGGCCUCUGCAGCACCAGAAGAUGGCAUGGAGGGAAUUGUCGCAGAUCGCAUGACCGAGGCUGGGCCGUCGGAAUACCCACAGUCAGAGAAGUUUGAGGAACUCGAUGAGAACGAUGACGCUGCGCAACUGGCUCAGUACAGGUCAAAGAAGAAGAGCGAAGCUGAAGAGGAUCUGGAGUUUCCUGACGAAAUCGAACUACACCCCAAUGUCCUCGCACGCGAGCGGCUGGCGCGAUAUCGUGGGCUGAAGAGUCUGCGAGAAAGCCCUUGGGAACAGGAUGAGGAUCGAGCUUACGAACCUGAGGAAUGGCGCCGACUUCUGCAAGUUCAGAACUACCAAGCUUCUCGAAACAGCGCACGUAAUGAGGCCCUUGUGGGAGGUGUGCAGCCUGGCACUCGGGUUCAUGUUCACAUCAAAGGAAUACCUGCAGAGGCCAGAGCGACGUAUCACCCAGACAAGCCUUUGACUCUGUUCUCACUAUUGAGACACGAGCACAAGCGGACGGCGGUCAAUAUGCUCAUCAACUUGAGCUCGGACUAUUCUAGGUCCAUCAAGUCGAAAGAGGAGAUCAUCAUGCAGUGUGGUCCUCGGAGAAUUGUCAUCAAUCCUCUCUUCUCGCAGAGCGGCAACACCCCUAAUGACGUGCACAAGUAUUGUCGCUACUUGCACCCAGGUCAAUCUGCUGUGGCGACCUUCAUGGGUCCUGUUACCUGGGGCGCCGUGCCAGCGCUCUUCUACAGAAGAUCAAAACCGGGUGAGGAGAAGGGCGAGGACGAGCCUGACUUGCCUCUAACGUUGAUUGGCACGGGUACUGCCAUGGGCCCAUCUACCAACCGAGUUAUCGCUAAACGCGUAAUCUUGACUGGUCACCCGUACCACAUCCACAAGAGGAUUGUGACCAUUCGAUACAUGUUCUUCAACAGGGAAGACGUCGAAUGGUUCAAGGCGCUACCCUUAUGGACCAAGAGAGGAAGAAGCGGCUACGUCAAGGAGGCGCUGGGAACUCACGGGUACUUCAAGGCGACCUUCGACGCACACAUCAACCCUCAAGACACAAUUGGCGUCAGUCUUUACAAGAGGGUCUGGCCUCGCAAUGCGACGCCAUUGCAAGGUUCGCUGCUGGAAUCUUCAGAAGAGGCUCCGGAGCUUGUCGAGGUCAUGGAGGAAUAG